AUGCCUCUCGGGCUGAUGCGGUCCUUGUCCGUCCCCCCGAGUUCGAAAAGGAGAAGAGUCGUUGCGCCGAUUGCGAAACCGACGGCUUUGUCCUGCGAGCCGCGGAGGGCCAGGUUAGACAACGGGUACCAGCGUGAGCAGGAGGUUCAAGGGUUUGCACAUCCUCCUACCAUGAAAACAAAGGGCUCCGUCUGGAGGACGUCUGUGUAG
Uncinocarpus reesii 1704 is the source of this 210-nucleotide messenger RNA. RefSeq lists its product as uncharacterized. NCBI's taxonomy places the organism in Eukaryota, Fungi, Ascomycota, Eurotiomycetes, Onygenales, Onygenaceae. The record is from RefSeq and is a predicted model, not a curated record. The coding region runs from base 1 to 210 and encodes 69 amino acids. The transcript has a single exon.